Molecule: messenger RNA, 1115 nt
Organism: Ostrinia furnacalis (Asian corn borer)
Lineage: Eukaryota; Metazoa; Arthropoda; Insecta; Lepidoptera; Crambidae
Product: larval/pupal cuticle protein H1C-like
Exons: 5
Coding region: 42-1022 (326 amino acids)
Cellular component (GO): extracellular matrix
Source: RefSeq, a predicted model, not a curated record
CAAAAGUAAUCAGUAUACAUUUGCUAAUCACCCAUUUAACAAUGUUCACUAAAGUAGUAGCUCUCUGCGCCUUCGUAGCUGUGGCCCAGGCUGGCCUCCUGGCCGCGCCCGCCCACUACUCCUCCGCCGCGGCGGUCUCUUCCCAGAGCAUCGUGCGCCACGACCAGCCCGCCCCCGUCGCCAAGCUCGCCGUGGCCGCCCCCGUGUACCACGCCGCCCCCGCCCCCGUCGCCUACCACGCCGCCCCCGCCGCCGUCACCUACCACGCCGCCCCCGCCCCCGUGGCCUACCACGCCGCCCCUGCCGUCGCCUACCACGCCGCUCCCGUCGCCAAGGUUCUGGCUCACGAGGAAAUCAAUAUGUUCUCAAAAUUGGUAGCCCUGUGCGCGUUGGUGGCGGUAUCCCAGGCCGGUCUCCUGCCUGCGGCGCCCGUGCACUACUCUCCUGCUGAAGCUGUGUCUUCGCAGAGCAUCGUCCGCCACGAACAACCCCAGGCCUACUCUACCAAGCUCGUGGCUGCUCCCGUCGCCUACCACUCAGCCCCUGUUGCCUACCACUCCGCCCCCGCCCACUACUCUUCUGCUGAAUCCGUCAGCUCCCAAAGCAUUGUUCGCCACGAGCAGCCCGCUAAGCUGGUGGCCGCCCCUGUGUACCACGCUGCCCCCGCCCCUGUCGCCUACCACGCCGCCCCCGCCCCUGUCACCUACCACGCCGCUGCCGCCCCGGUGUACCACGCCGCUCCCGUCACCAAAGUCGUAGCUGAGGAAAGCCACUACCCCAAAUACGAGUACACUUACUCCAUCGCUGACGGCCACACCGGCGACAACAAGUCCCACCAGGAGAUCCGCGAUGGUGACGCUGUGAAGGGCUCUUACUCCUUCCACGAGGCUGACGGCUCCAUCAGGACCGUGGAGUACACCGCCGACGACCACAACGGCUUCAACGCGGUCGUGCACAACACCGCCCCCACCGCCGCCCCUGUCGUGGUCAAGGCUGCCCCCGUCCAAUACUACCACCACUAAGUGUUCAUGUGCCAUCCCCAUAAUAAGGACUGAUUAAUUAUUUAUUAUGACUGUUUUAAUGAAUAAGCUCGAAUAAAUCUUUACUGAAAAAUA